AUGGCCCUAAAUCGUCGCGACAUUAUUCUCUUUAGCACUGGUGGCUUUAUUGCAUGGGGUUUGGUUGUUCGCUGGCUUCCAAUUUUGCGAUACCUGGGAUAUGCCCUCGUAUUGGGUGCUCUGCUCUCGUGUACCGCGUUGCUGACGGCGGUGUUUCUCACGAUUCGGCCCUUAGAUAGCGCAAAACCUCCUAGACCUAGCAGCCUUCCUCUCGCAUUUCUCCUCCCGAAGCACUGGCCCAGAGAAGUGGAAGGUAUUCGCGCGCGCUCGACAUACCGCGCAGAUUCCCUCUACCCGCAGUCGUUCAUUGUAUCGGAGAGUAUUGAUGAGCUCUUGUCUCUGGUGACACGGGACUUUAUCGCAUCUUGGUAUCAGCAUAUAAGCCCGAAUCCGGCUUUUGUUAAUGAAGUGGAUAGAGUCAUUCGAGCGGCUAUCGGAAAUCUAUGUAAUCGAUUGCUUGCAGAGGAUCUAAUCUCGCUGGUCGUGUCGCGUAUCUUUCCGAUCCUGACCGCUCAUCUGAAGGAAUUCGACGUUGCAGAGAAAUCUGUGCGCGGACGGAAUCUGACGCGAAAUGUGACCGAAUCUGAGGAGCUGGACCUCGCCAUCGCUAAAAAGUAUCGUGAUGGUCGUCUUCAUCCCGCCGCGGCGCUCUCUGUGUCCGAGCAGAAAGUAGUGGAGCAGGAGUAUCUACGGAAGAUCACAUUGGGGUUACUACCAAAGCUGUUUCCUGAGCAUGUCUUGAACAGCCGUAUCGUAACCGUUCUGAUCCGUGAGAUAUUAGCUUGCGCUGUUCUCUUUCCUCUAGUGUCGGUCCUAUCGGACCCAGAUACAUGGAAUCAAUUGGUUGAAGCUUACGGAAGAACAACUAUCCAAGAUCGCAAAACAGUUCAGAAGAUACGGGCGGCUCUUGACGAACAUGCUUCGCCUGCCCCGAAGACCAAACGUGGUCACCCGUUUCCCAAACUCGCACCGAACGAUUCAGAAAGGGCCUUUGAGCGGUUUGUCCGAGCCAUUCGGCGUUGUAACAAUUUAUCCGAUGCCAGGCGUUUCAGAGCGCUGGUCGCAAGUCAACUGAAACGGGAAUCUAUGGUGGAAGGUCAGGAUCCGGUCUACCUCCGGCGCCUGGAAACUGGCAAAAGAGUUUUGGACCAAAAAGUUGCUAAGCUAUCAGCCCCGGGGGGAAACAAUACGCCGUAUGCAAACGCUGUUGAAUCUCAUUUUCGUCGCAAUAGCUCUUCGAGUAAACCCGAGGCGUCCUUGGUCGAUGUGAUGCAUGAUGCAUCCGGUCUCUCCUACUUCAUGGAGUUUAUGGAUCGGCAGAAGCUCAUGUCACUUGUACAAUUCUGGAUCGUCGUUGACGGCUUCCGCAACCCGCUUGAAGAUGAUUUUGGUGAUGAGACAUCGCCGAGCUCCUCAACCUGGACCACAGCGGAUCGGAAUGAUAUGGCUCUCAUUAGUGAAACCUACCUGGCCAAGCCUGAACUCAAAGUCAGUGAAGAAGCACGUCGAGCUGUCAAGGCUUUUCUAAAUGCAGGCAAACGGGCUACACCAGAACAGUACCGUAAAGCACGGACGGUCAUUCUAAGCACCCAGUCCGCGGUCCUGGAAGAGUUACAAGCUGUGUACUACCCCAAAUUCAAACAAUCCGACCUGUACUACAAAUACCUCGCAUCAGAUGAAGUUUCCGUUGCCGGAUCUCGUGCGUCGCCUGCGCCAGUCGAGUCGCCCGCCAGACGGCCUCUGCCUCCCUUAAUGGCUCGUACCGCCUCGCACCCUGGGCAAAAGCCGAAGGAUCUGCGGAGGGCUGUGGCGUCCUCUAGCGACGUCCGGAGUAUGGGCAAACUCUUUGAUGAUGAGGAGGAGACGAGACGGUCCAUUGAUUCCGAGCGGUCAGCGCCAUUGUUCGAUGAUGACUACGAUACAGACCCUCUCGCAGCUUCUACACACAGUCUCGGCACCGACUCUCAAAGUGGCUUCAAUGAUGCUACCCAAAAGCAGGCAAUCAAGUCAAUGGAGGCUGCUUUGAAUGACAUCAUCACGAAUGACCCCGGAAAUGCAAAUUUAGGAGAUGUGAAGUAUAUUGAUUCUGGAUCGGCCGGAUCGUUUAGCGUUGAUCGAGGUCUCAAAUCUCCGCGCAGUACAGGAGACUUGGGACGACUGGACAAUCGAACGGAUGACAAUAAAGCCAAACCAAACAUCGCUUCGCUUGGGCUUGUUGACCAGUCAUCUCGAAUUGGCGUUUUCGAUGAUGAACUCUUUCCGGAUCAGCAAAAGUUUCUGGAGGAUGAAUAUGACGAACCUCCCGAGACAGAUGACAAGGACCCUGCGGACGAAGUUCAAGAGGCCGCUCCAGGAGAUCUCGGUCUGACCGAGGCAAUCGAGGCGCUUACAGCUGACAUUGAGAAGCUCGCUGCUCAAGAGGCCGUGAUAGAUGCUCUGACCCGGAAAGCCGACCUCACGAACAAUACUGCCGAGUUAAGGAUCUUGCGAAAGUCUAAGGCUAGCAUUCAGCGUGAGAUUCACCGCAAAGAGAUGCAGCGACAACAAUAUAUCAUUCAGGAAAGUGACAAUAGCUUAUACGGCCGCUCGACCGUCCGAAUCCAGUCCAUUGUAGUGGGCAAAGAGGAAGACGGCCGAGAGUAUGCGAUGUACGUGAUUGAAGUGCAAAGAAACGCCGGCGAGCAGAUGCCAGCUGCAUCCUGGGCCGUUGCUCGCAGGUAUAGUGAGUUUCAUGAGCUGCAUCAAAGGCUACGGAUGAGCUACCCAUCUGUUCGUCAUUUGGAGUUUCCUCGACGUCGCAUGGUAAUGAAGCUUCAAAAAGAGUUUCUGCAGAAGCGUCGGUUGGCAUUGGAGGCUUACCUACGGAACUUGUUGCUGCUUCCCGAGGUGUGCCGGAGCCGGGACUUGCGAGCUUUCCUGUCACAGCGAGCCAUCAUCCCUCGCGACGAGACGCCACGCGACGGGGAGACCAAGGAUCUAGUGACCCGUAUCUACAACUCGGUCGCUGACGGGAUGGAUGAUUUCCUCGGCAAUUUCGGUGUACUGGACCAACUAUCAGCGGCCGGUCAGAAUCUCAUAUCUGCGGCUACGAAUCAUCAAAACAGUCUUGUGUCCAAUUCAGGGCUAGCUACCGAGGAUGCAGUCACGGCAGCCGAAGCCGAAGCCGAAUUAAACGCAUUUGAAGAUCGCGAGCUGGAGCCAUUCAUCAAGCCUAUUUGUGAUCUGUUCCUGGAAGCAUUUGAGCUGAAUAAAGGCAACAAUUGGCUGCGUGGGCGCGCAGUCGUGGUUGUGCUCCAUCAACUGCUGGGUGGGACGAUCGAACGCAAGGUCCGUGAAGGCGCUCGGUCUUUGGUUCAGGACGAAUCCCUUCUCCGCUAUCUUAGCAUGGCCAAGGAGACUAUGUGGCCUGGAGGUGUCUUGCGCCAGAACAAGGUCCGCACGGCAUCCGAGCGACUCAAGAGCCGGACGGAAGCUAGCCUGGUGCUGGCGACUUUGAUCCCCGAUGUGGCAGGCAACGUCGUCGGGCGAGCCAAUGCUCAAGGAGCAGCUCGCAGGAUCUUUGCUACGCUAAACAACCAGCGCUUGAACUCGCAUUUGAUAUUUAGCAUUCUAGACGAAGUGGUGUUGGUAUUGUUUGGCGGCGCGAAAUGA
This is a messenger RNA of Aspergillus lentulus, 3651 nucleotides long. RefSeq names its product putative intermediate filament protein (Mdm1) (gene rgsC). The record is from RefSeq and is a predicted model, not a curated record. Gene Ontology annotation, molecular function: phosphatidylinositol binding. Gene Ontology annotation, cellular component: intracellular membrane-bounded organelle. Lineage: Eukaryota; Fungi; Ascomycota; Eurotiomycetes; Eurotiales; Aspergillaceae.